Delphinapterus leucas (beluga whale) is the source of this 5087-nucleotide messenger RNA. It is a transcript of the gene KDM7A, whose product is annotated as lysine demethylase 7A. The record is from RefSeq and is a predicted model, not a curated record. NCBI's taxonomy places the organism in Eukaryota, Metazoa, Chordata, Mammalia, Artiodactyla, Monodontidae.
GGAGGCGGCGCUGGCUGGCGGCUGCGCUCGCUCCAGUCGGCGAGCGGAGCAGCGAGCGAGCGUGUGUGUGUUUUUUAAAGAUGGCCGGAGCGGCGGCGGCGGUGGCCGCGGGAGCAGCAGCUGGAGCCGCCGCGGCAGCCGUGUCGGUAGCGGCUCCGGGCCGGGCCUCGGCGCCCCCACCGCCCCCGCCGGUGUACUGUGUGUGCCGGCAGCCGUACGACGUGAACCGCUUCAUGAUCGAGUGCGAUAUCUGCAAGGACUGGUUCCACGGCAGCUGUGUUGGCGUAGAAGAACAUCAUGCUGUUGACAUUGACCUAUAUCACUGUCCGAACUGUGCAGUUCUACAUGGUUCCUCCUUGAUGAAAAAGAGGAGGAACUGGCACAGGCACGACUACACAGAAAUUGAUGAUGGUUCCAAACCAGUGCAGGCUGGAACUAGAACUUUUGUGAAGGAAUUACGUUCUCGAGUCUUCCCAAGUGCCGAUGAAAUCAUUGUAAAGAUGCAUGGCAGCCAGCUGACACAAAGAUACCUGGAGAAACAUGGAUUUGAAGUCCCUAUUAUGGUCCCCAAAUUAGAUGAUCUAGGACUCAGGCUCCCUCCACCUACUUUUUCUGUUAUGGACGUGGAACGUUAUGUAGGUGGUGACAAAGUGAUAGAUGUCAUUGAUGUGGCAAGGCAGGCAGACAGCAAAAUGACACUUCACAAUUACGUUAAAUACUUCAUGAAUCCUAACAGACCAAAAGUGUUAAAUGUGAUCAGCCUUGAAUUUUCAGAUACAAAGAUGUCUGAAUUGGUGGAGGUUCCUGAUAUAGCCAGAAAACUUUCCUGGGUGGAAAAUUAUUGGCCUGAUGAUUCAGUCUUUCCCAAGCCAUUUGUUCAGAAAUACUGCUUAAUGGGAGUUCAAGACAGCUACACAGAUUUCCACAUUGACUUUGGUGGGACUUCAGUUUGGUACCAUGUCCUCUGGGGCGAGAAGGUUUUUUAUUUGAUAAAGCCAACAGAUGACAAUUUGGCACUCUAUGAAUCUUGGAGUUCAUCUGUGACCCAGAGUGAAGUGUUCUUUGGAGAUAAGGUGGAUAAAUGCUACAAAUGUGUGGUAAAGCAGGGACAUACCUUAUUUGUUCCUACAGGGUGGAUUCAUGCUGUGCUCACUUCUCAGGACUGUAUGGCUUUUGGGGGGAACUUUCUGCACAACCUUAACAUUGGCAUGCAGCUCAGGUGUUAUGAGAUGGAAAAAAGGCUAAAAACACCAGAUCUUUUCAAAUUCCCUUUCUUUGAAGCCAUAUGUUGGUUUGUAGCCAAAAACUUGCUGGAGACCCUAAAAGAACUGAGAGAAGAUGGUUUCCAGCCUCAGACUUACCUAGUACAGGGAGUGAAAGCGCUGCAUACUGCUUUAAAAUUAUGGAUGAAAAAAGAACUUGUAUCUGAACAUGCCUUUGAAAUUCCAGACAAUGUUAGACCUGGACAUCUUAUUAAAGAACUUUCUAAAGUAAUUCGAGCAAUAGAGGAGGAAAACGGCAAACCAGUUAAAUCUCAGGGAAUUCCUACUGUAUGUCCAGUUUCACGAUCCUCAAAUGAAGCAGCUUCCCCAUACCAUUCCCGACGAAGGAUGCGGAAACUUCGAGAUCAUAAUGUCCGAACUCCUUCUAACCUAGACAUCCUGGAGCUCCACACGAGGGAGGUGCUCAGAAGACUGGAGAUGUGUCCCUGGGAAGAGGACAUUUUGAGCUCUAAACUGAAUGGAAAAUUCAACAAACAUCUCCAGCCAUCUUCCACGGUACCUGAAUGGAGAGCGAAAGAUAAUGAUCUCCGGUUACUGCUGACAAAUGGAAGGAUAAUUAAGGAUGAGAGACAACCCUUUACAGAUCAGAGUCUCUAUACAGCAGACAGUGAAAAUGAAGAGGAUAAGAGAAGGACAAAAAAGGCAAAAGUGAAGAUGGAAGAGAGCUCAGGAAUAGAGGGGGUGGAGAAUGAAGCGUCUCAGAAACCACUUAACAGGCUUUUAACAAGUGUGAAAUCAGAACUCAGGAAUCGAUCAUCAGAAUAUUCUGAUAUCUCUGAUUCAGAAGACUCUGGACCUGAUUGCACCGCACUGAAAAGUAAUUUUACCACUGAAGAGUCUGAAAGUUCAGGUGAUGAAAAGAAACAAGAAAUUACAUCAAACUUUAAGGAAGAAUCUAAUUUGAUGAGGAGCUUCCUUCAAAAGAGCCAGAAGCCGUCUAGGAGCGAAAUUCCAGUUAAAAGGGAGUGUCCUACCUCGACGAGCACAGAGGAAGAAGCUAUUCAGGGCAUGCUGUCUAUGGCAGCGUUGCACUAUUCCACGUGUUUACAAAGGCAGAUACAAAGCACAGACUGCGGUGGUGAAAGACACUCUCUCCAGGAUCCCAGCAGCUGUCGCAGCAGUAACCAUGAGGUUAGGCAGCUGUAUCGCUGUGAUAAGCCAGUGGAAAGUGGGUAUCAUGUCAAGACUGAAGAUCAAGACUUGAGGAGUUCUUCCUGGAUUAAACAAUUUGAUACAACUUCCAGAUUUAAUCGUCAGGAUCUAAGUAGAGGCCAGAAAUGCAUCAGAAAGGAAGUUUCAUCAGAAAUCAGUCAGAAGGUACAAAGUAGGAAUUUUGUGGACAGCAGUGGCUCAAGCCCUCAGAAUGGAAAGUAUAUGCAGAGUUCAAGCUUGAUGUCAGGGGCAUGCCAGAUGAGUAAUGGCAGUGUAAGCCCAGAAAGGCCUGUUGGUGAAACUUCCUUUUCAGUGCCCCUUCACCCCACCAAGAGACCUGCAUCAAAUCCGCCACCUAUCAGCAACCAGGCAACAAAAGGUAAACGUCCAAAAAAAGGAAUGGCAACAGCCAAACAACGUCUUGGGAAGAUCCUUAAAUUGAACAGAAAUGGCCACGCACGUUUCUUUGUGUGACGGAGCUGCGGUUGUGGUCACUCUUCCUUUCGGAGACCGGUCUCGGGGUACGGGAGCCUGGAGCUUCCGCGCGCCCCCGCUGAAGCAGUUUGCAUGUACCGUAGGGAACACUGCCUGAAGAACAAAAUGAACCUGAUGCUGCAUUUUCACUGUGCCACACCCACUCAGCAAUAACCAUUUUGGACCUGGUGGGGAGAGGAAGAAGGAGGGUAGAACCUUAAAAAGAGACCUUGAACUGGAAAGGGUCUCUUGUCAGGGCUUGAAUUCCAUUUUGUUGUUGGUAGUGUUUUGAUUUGUUUUCUGUGGUAGGGUAAAGAAUUAUCAAUAAUUUAUUUAACAGAUUUUUUUUUAAAGUUAACAGCUUUUAAAUUCUUUCUUUUUUAAAGCUAUUUAUUUGGAAGAUUUCUGGAGAAAUAUCUCACUAAUUUAGAUUUAAGAAUGUGAAGGUUUUUAAAUUAUUUUUGAUAGUGUGUGUGUUACAUGUGGGGAAGAGCCACGGUAACAGUAACUAGUCUGGACUCUUAAAUUUGCUAUUCAGGUUAAAGUCUUAAACAGGGAUUUGAUGCAUUAAUUAUUUUAAAUUAAGAUGUAUAUGAAAAUCAUUUUAUUUUAUAUAAUUCAUGUGUUUUUUAUAAGCUAUUAGCUUCGCUUUUGCUAACAUCCAAGGUGCAUACUGUUAUCCAGGUCGAUUACCUAUAUCCCACCUUCCCUCUGCACUCCCCAUCAUUUCAUAACGACACAAGACUCUUCUCUUUGCAGGGAAAUACUUUCAUAGCCAAUGUGUAAGAACUACAUAGAAGACCCCACGUGUCUCAUUUCAUUUGACAUUGCAGUUUUCUUCUAAAUAGAACAAUAGGCUUCUUGCAUUUUCAUUUUUUGCUGAUGAUAUCUGGGUCCCAAAGAGUACAGCUUUAAUAUCUUUUCCCUACUCGUGGGAAAAGUAUUAUAAGUUUGGUUAAAUUGUCAUGUUUGUAGUUUUUCAAAUACAUUUGUAACUACAGAGGGCCUUCUUCAUACUACUGGUAUUGGAGGGCAGGACCAACACCUGCCACAGAGGUUAUAUUUUAUGACGCUUUUAUUCUGUAUACCUAAUUUGUUGGAAAAUAUGAAAUAUGGUUUGACUUAGAAUAUUCAAAUCUGCAUAAUAAGCCGUAAUAUAAUAAGACUAUACUAUAUUAAGUUGUAUAGAAGCAAGCAUGUUGGAGUAGAUGAUUUGGGUGUGUGUGUGUGUGUGUGUGUGUGUGUGUGUGUGUGUGUGUGUGUUUAGUUUUUUAUUUCUUAACCUUCUAAAGAAUUAUUUAAGAUACGGAUUUGGAGUAAAAUGGGUGCUUUUUGCAGUUUCUUCCGUCUAUCCUAACUUAACCAGUGCAUAGGGAGGUUAAGUAUCUGGUUGAGCUUUAAGGAAUCAUUUCUCUCCUUUGUGCACAACUUUUACUAAGUGCCAGUUUUCAGUUGCUUGCAAUAGCUUAUAUUUUCCUUUUCUGUCCCCCGUGACAUAAAAACAAGUGAUUUCUGCGGGGGGGCUGGGGUGGGGUGGGGCGGUGGAGAUAUUCCCAGUUCUGACAAUAGAGCAUUUUACAAGUUCCUACAAAGAAAAUAUAGGCAAAUUGGAUAAAAUUUAUUUUUAUGGAGAAGAAAUACGGCCAUAUUAUGGGUUUGUCUUUUUUUUUUUUUUACUCAGCAAGGUAGCAGGACUUUCCCUUCUGUAUUAAAGAGCUAAGAAAAAAAAAAAGUCUAUACCAUUAUCUUUCAUGGUCACAUUCAAAUGUGUAUUUUCAAAGAGAAAUAUUUCUUACUCUGCCUCCGUUCCAAUAUUUCAUGGAAUAUAUAUGAAAUAUCUUAAAAAUGAGCCUUUCUGGUUCAAGUGACUGGACCACUGUCUGGGUCUUAUCUGGGUGUCAGGGAGAAGAAUUUUUAUGGGAGUACUAAAUGUCUAUAAUAGGCCUACUUAAACUCUGUACGCUAUGCCAAAACUAGGUAGAGAUAGGUACAGUCAGUCAUUUGUUGGUCAUCAGAGCUCAAGACGUCAAAAAUGUGGGUCUGCCUGUUUCUCCCACCUUCCCCACACAAUAUAUUACUGUGAUGUUUUGGUUUUCUGUAGACACCAUUUUAGUGUUAAAAUACACAUGUUUUGGUGUCAGUUUAAGCAUUGAGAAUUAUAAUUUCUUUUUCCAGCUA